Lottia gigantea (owl limpet) is the source of this 264-nucleotide messenger RNA. RefSeq lists its product as hypothetical. Lineage: Eukaryota; Metazoa; Mollusca; Gastropoda; Lottiidae. The record is from RefSeq and is a predicted model, not a curated record. The annotation marks the transcript as partial. The transcript has a single exon.
CCAUGUGGACUAAUGACACCAUGUGGGCUAAUGACACCAUGUGGGCUAAUGACACCAUGUGGGCUAAUGACACCAUGUGGGCUAAUGACACCUUGUGGGCUAAUGACACCAUGUGGGCUAAUGACACCAUGUGGGCUAUACACCAUGUGGACUAAUCACACCAUGUGGGUUAAUGAAGACGGGCAACGCCAUGCUGGGUGCAAUGAGGAAAAUUUUGCCAGGACAACGGCAUUAGUGUGCCCUUCUUCGAUUUCCAACUGUUGA